Molecule: messenger RNA, 1244 nt
Organism: Sphaeramia orbicularis (orbiculate cardinalfish)
Lineage: Eukaryota; Metazoa; Chordata; Actinopteri; Kurtiformes; Apogonidae
Exons: 6
Coding region: 10-1215 (401 amino acids)
Source: RefSeq, a predicted model, not a curated record
ACACCAACGAUGAAAGCAGAGGUGUUGUGGACUCUUAACACCAUCGCCAAACACCACUCCUACAAUGGAAAUGAGGGUAUCUCAGAGCUUUUCAAAUGCAUGUUCCCCGACUCCGACAUCGCUAACACCUUUAGUUGUGGUCCCGACAAAACGGCUUACAUCGCCAAGUUUGGUUUAGCCAUUCAUAUCAAAGAAGAAUUGGUGUCCAAAGUCAACAAAUCGCCGUUUGUUCUGAUGUUUGAUGAGAGCCUCAACGAGACUACGAAAAACAAACAGCUGGAUGUGCAUGUCCGCUUCUGGGACGAAGGACAGGUUCAGUCCAGAUACCUGGGCUCCCAGUUUAUGGGACAUUCCACUGCACAAGACAUGCUGUUGCAUCUCAAAGAAUGUAUGGACAAACUGAACCUCAGGGACUUGGUGUCCAUCUCAAUGGAUGGGCCCAGUGUGAAUUGGAAGCUCUUCGACCUUUUCCAGAAAGAUCAAGCUGAGCAGUACGGAGGUGUUCAGCUUGUUUGUGUGGGGACCUGUGGUCUACACACGCUACACAACGCAUUCAAGUGUGGGUUCAAUGCAUGGCAGCUGGACAAGUUGCUGAGAGCAAUGCACACAUUGUUCCACAAUGUGCCUGCCAGGAGAGAGGAUUACAUCACAGUAACCAAGUCCAGUGUGUUCCCCCUGUCUUUCUGUGCCCAUCGUUGGGUAGAAAACCUUCCAGUUGUGGAGAGAGCCCUGGCAGUCUGGCCAUCACUGCUCCUGUACAUGGAAGCUGUGAAAACACAGAGACUCUCGAACCCUGGAACAGCAUCCUAUGACACAGUUGCUGCAGCCAUGAAGGAUCCACUCAUCUUGGCCAAAUUGCAGUUCUACGCAGCACUCGCCAGGACCUUCACUCCCUUCCUGAAAAAAUAUCAGACAGAUGAGCCUGUGCUUCCAUUCCUCCCCAAGGAUCUGACCGAGUUGAUGACGAGUCUACUCAGACGCUUCAUAAAGAGAGACGUCCUCCACAAUAUCACUGCCCCGCAGCUGACCAAACUAGAUGUCACAGACAAGACCACCUGGCUCAGCCCACAAGACAUCAGCAUUGGUCUAGGUGCAGAGUCAGUCCUUAAGGGGAUGUCAUACUGCAGCAGUUUGACCGUCUCUUGUCCUUGGAGAGCCGGAGUGAGGACUUCCUCUCCUUUCCUCCCAUGCAGAAGAGGCUGGACAUCUUCCUGAGCAGUGCCAUGGAGCCUUAUCCAGAGCUG